This is a messenger RNA of Delphinapterus leucas (beluga whale), 4163 nucleotides long. It is a transcript of the gene HAS3, whose product is annotated as hyaluronan synthase 3. Gene Ontology annotation, molecular function: hyaluronan synthase activity. The record is from RefSeq and is a predicted model, not a curated record. Lineage: Eukaryota; Metazoa; Chordata; Mammalia; Artiodactyla; Monodontidae. Gene Ontology annotation, cellular component: plasma membrane. Gene Ontology annotation, biological process: hyaluronan biosynthetic process; extracellular matrix assembly; polysaccharide biosynthetic process.
GCGGCGAGGAGCGGGAGGAGGGGCAUGGAGCAGCCGCGGGCCUGCUGAGCACCGGAGCGCGGGCAGCCGGCGGCACGAUGCCGGUGCAGCUGACAACAGCCCUUCGUGUGGUGGGCACCAGCCUGUUUGCCCUGGCAGUGCUGGGUGGCAUCCUGGCAGCUUAUGUGACAGGCUACCAGUUCAUCCACACAGAAAAACACUACCUGUCCUUCGGGCUGUACGGUGCCAUCCUGGGUCUGCACCUGCUCAUCCAGAGCCUGUUUGCCUUCCUGGAGCACCGGCGCAUGCGGCGGGCAGGCCGGCCACUGAAGCUGCCCUCCCCGCUGCGGCGCUCUGUGGCGCUCUGCAUUGCUGCAUACCAGGAGGACCCCGACUACUUGCGCAAGUGCCUGCGCUCAGCCCAGCGCAUCGCCUUCCCCGACCUCAAGGUGGUCAUGGUGGUGGAUGGCAAUCGCCAGGAGGAUGCCUACAUGCUGGACAUCUUCCAUGAGGUGCUAGGUGGCACCGAGCAAGCCGGCUUCUUUGUGUGGCGCAGCAACUUCCAUGAGGCGGGUGAGGGUGAGACGGAGGCCACCCUUCAGGAGGGCAUGGACCGCGUGCGCAACGUGGUGCAGGCCAGCACCUUCUCAUGCAUCAUGCAGAAGUGGGGAGGCAAGCGAGAGGUCAUGUACACGGCCUUCAAGGCCCUUGGUGAUUCAGUGGACUACAUCCAGGUGUGUGACUCUGACACUGUGCUGGAUCCAGCCUGCACAAUUGAAAUGCUUCGAGUCCUGGAGGAGGACCCCCAAGUAGGAGGAGUCGGGGGAGAUGUCCAAAUCCUCAACAAAUACGAUUCAUGGAUCUCCUUCCUGAGCAGUGUGCGGUACUGGAUGGCCUUCAACGUGGAGCGGGCUUGCCAGUCCUACUUUGGCUGUGUGCAGUGCAUUAGCGGGCCCUUGGGCAUGUACCGUAACAGCCUCCUUCAGCAAUUCUUGGAGGACUGGUACCAUCAGAAGUUCCUAGGCAGCAAGUGCAGCUUUGGGGAUGACCGGCACCUCACCAACCGAGUCCUGAGUCUCGGCUACAGGACUAAGUAUACAGCUCGCUCUAAAUGCCUCACAGAGACCCCCACCAAGUACCUCCGGUGGCUUAACCAGCAGACCCGCUGGAGCAAGUCUUACUUCCGCGAGUGGCUCUACAACUCUCUGUGGUUCCACAAGCACCACCUCUGGAUGACCUACGAAUCAGUGGUCACGGGUUUCUUCCCCUUCUUCCUUAUCGCCACAGUCAUACAGCUUUUCUACCGUGGCCGCAUCUGGAACAUUCUUCUCUUCCUGCUGACAGUGCAGCUGGUGGGCAUUAUCAAGGCUACAUACGCCUGCUUCCUUCGGGGCAACGCAGAGAUGAUCUUCAUGUCACUAUACUCCCUUCUCUAUAUGUCCAGCCUCCUGCCAGCCAAGAUCUUUGCCAUUGCUACCAUCAACAAGUCUGGCUGGGGUACCUCUGGCCGAAAAACCAUUGUGGUGAACUUCAUUGGCCUCAUCCCUGUGUCCAUCUGGGUGGCAGUCCUCCUUGGGGGGCUGGCCUACACAGCUUACUGCCAGGAUCUGUUCAGUGAGACAGAGCUAGCCUUCCUUGUCUCUGGGGCCAUCCUGUACGGCUGCUACUGGGUGGCCCUCCUCAUGUUGUAUCUGGCCAUCAUUGCCCGGCGAUGCGGGAAGAAGCCAGAGCAGUAUAGCUUAGCUUUUGCUGAGGUGUGACGUAGCCCUCAAGCAGAGCGGGAAAAGUGCAAUGGGUAAGGGAGGGAAGGGGAAUGGAGAAGAUGGGGUGGGAGGGAGGAGGGAGUGCUGUUUUAGUUUUUUAAUGGUCCAAAGGACAAAUGUGAAGUGCAAAGAAUGGUGACUGUAGUACGGCCUGGGCCAGCUCUGCUUAGAGGAGGCAAGUCCAGCUCAGGGUGAUGGAGGAGGCAUGUAUGUUUUCAGGCCGCCUGUCUGCUUGCCUCUGUGCACACAGUGGCCUCUGGGCAACAUUCCACUUCCUCCCCUGAGAUCCAGAGGGAACUCAGAAGUGUGCUAAACCAAACAAUAAGUUCCAUUCAGUGGCAGCUUCUGAUGGGUGAGUAAGCAAGGAGGGUCCGUGGGAAGCGGUUCUCUUAGCCCACCUGAACAAAAUCAGAGGUGGUGGGAGAAUUUGAGAGAUCUGGGCCAGCUAGUAACGUGUCCCCACCUCGAUCUAGUUAUCAAUGCAAUAAGAUUGUGCCUGAAAUACAAAGCCCAGAAGCCUGAUCUUUGGGCAUCAGAAAACAGGGUCCAGGAAUGGUGCUUUCUUAUGUGAAGUACUGCAUUCCACAUCUCAACAUCCCAAGGAUGAGCCAGACUAGCAGGGAGUUAGCACUGGACUGGUUUUAAGUGUGAAGUGUGUGUAUAUAUAUGUUAAAAAGGAAAGUUUGCCAGGAGGAACAAACGGUGGUGGUGGUGCUAAAGGCCAUAGCUCAAGGCUCUAUGGAGGCCUUGAGCUGAAUGUAUUCUACCUGGAAAUUGCCCACAUACCUAGAUUGUCUUGUCUGUGAUCUCUACUGAGGAGGUAAAAUGUUUUCGUCAUCUACCAGGAAGAUUAAACCCCAACAUGCUCAGAAAGGAAGUGAGGGCUUGGGUAUUUCAACCUGUAUACUCCUGAAUUCUGCUCUCAAAUUCAGCUCUGACUGAGUCUAAGACAGCCUCCUCACUUCGCUUCGCUUCACUUCACAGUGAUAGUCACCUGUUCCACCCUCCUCCUCAUCGGGAAAGUUCUUCAAGGUGGCGAGUGACACAGAGCCUGGACUCUCACGGGCCCCUCUGCAAUAGGCAAGCCUGCCCUCAGCACGUGGGGAAAAGCUAUUAGGAGCCUCUGACCACACUGGCUACAGUCUUGGAACUGCCUGGACAGAUUCCUUGGCAGAUGAGCAGUACCCAUGACGUUCAGGCUACGGUUGUUGACAAUCACCUCUAAUGGAAAGCUUUUCAGUGUUCCCUAAGGGAACCCUCAAUCCAAGCUGGUCAUCGUUGAGCCUGUCCAUUCUCCUCAGUGGCUUCUCCAGGGAAUUCUUACAGCCAAGUGGUGGAUAGUCAUUACUGCAUUUGCUUGCUUCUGUCCAGAAACCAAACUAGGAGAUGGAAUUGGUAUCUAAAUCCUAAGGUUCUUCUCUCACGCCUCUCGAGGCUGUUUGAUUUCCCUCUUUUUUGGAGGGGGAGUGAGGGAAGGCCAUUUUCUACAGAUCUGCAAUCCACAGACUGUUCUGAGCUCUUGGAUUUGAAAACUGGGAUAUUGACUAAGCCUUUGACUUAGAGGUUGCUUGCUCAAGCGUGCUUUCUCGCCAAACAUCCACUCUCAGAGGGGCCUGCUGAGCCCUCAGAACCAGCACUAAGGUGGACAGUAGUCGAGGGGGCAAGCCUCUAGUGUGCCCAGGUGCUUCCUACGAAGGAACAAAGUGUGCUCUGAGCCAGACUGGCAAACCCUGGUGCUUCAUCUCCCGUGAACUCGGAGGUCUUCCAGCUGCAGCGAACACUGCUGCAUCACACAGACCUUGAGUUUGUAAGAAGACGACUGCUGGUUGACAUCAGGCCUAAUCCAUGAAGGCUGGGAAGAGGCGGCAGGUGUUUGCUGAAGGCAGUUGUUCCAGGCUCUUCCAUGUUUUUGCUGGCCAAGAAGUAAACUAUUUUGAGCAUUACAAUGGAAGAAAUCCGGUCAGCCAACUGCAGAGCUCAGACUUCACUAAGGGCUUGUUUUUCUUCAGCUUUUACUUGAAGGUUAAUGUAGGAUGGACUCCCAGAUGGAGAACUCUUGGCUGUCCUACCAUCAGCUCUGCCUUGCUCUGUGACAAUCAACUUUCUCCAGAUCAAGAGAAGGCAGGUACAAGUAGUGGGCCCACAACGUUUGACCUCAACUGGUUUUUCUAAGUUAUUUUGUACAUUUUUCAGCAGCGAAACCAAACUGGGUCUUCAGCUUUAUUCCCGUUUCUUGUAAGGGAAGAGCCUUUAUACAAUUGGACACAUUUUGGGUUUUCCUCAAUGAGAAUUUUAAUCCUCUUUUGUAUUAUUUCUACAAUAAUUUGUAAACAUAUUUAUUUUUACUUUUUUUUUUUUUUACUUUCAGGUCAAAUUUUUUAUACUGCACUUAUUUGUCAAAAUAAAGAUUCUCACAUAAUG